Molecule: messenger RNA, 1869 nt
Organism: Schizophyllum commune H4-8
Lineage: Eukaryota; Fungi; Basidiomycota; Agaricomycetes; Agaricales; Schizophyllaceae
Exons: 1
Coding region: 1-1869 (622 amino acids)
Source: RefSeq, a predicted model, not a curated record
AUGGAUCCCGUGCAGGCACGACGAACAUCUCGCCAAGCGUGGGCUGCAGAACUCUACGAAAUUGGCGAGCCGCACUAUACUAUGGCGAAGGAACAGCGGCACACGUCCACCAACAAGAUGCGCAAGCACAAAGUCCAUCCCACUGCGCAUCGUCCGCACAAUGCCGUUGCCGCCGACGCCGACCCAGAGGACUCCAAGUCUGGCGGGAAGGACAAGGGCGAGCACCCCCACUACGUGACCGAUGUCCCGGAACCCGUCCCCGACACUGGCAUGCGUCCUACGCAAGAGCGAGAUGCGCACGACACCCAUACGUCCACACACGAGCCAUCCUCUCAUGGCAGUACGUCGCACAGUGCACUUCCAACGACAACUAUCCUACCCACGGCGCACAUCACCACACCGCCGCACUCGUUCAUCAACGUGCACACUAUGUCUAGCACCUCGUCCGCAUCGGCUAGCUCCACCGCGACUGCUGCAUCGACGCCUUCACAUCCUACCCACAACAUAUCCGCUGCUAUCAUCGCCCUUUGCGCUGUUGGCUCUGCUUGCGCUCUCAUCAUGGUCGUACUUCUGGUCCGGUGGUUUAGCAGGCCGCCUAAGCGCCGUCAGCACCCUACGCCCUCUUUGCCGAUUCUGCAAGACCCCUUCCGCGAUGAAGAGGCGCUCUACGAGAAAGAAGGAGGCGACUCUCCCUUAUUCGGCGGCAACGAACGCUCCUCACCCGAGGUUGGCAGCAACGGUCAGCUCUGGACGUGGACUCAGUACAAUCAAGCCCCCGCGGUCGUACUUCCGGCGCAAGCGGUCGCGCCACGCGAGGCUCCUUCGCCGCCCAAGUACUAUUCUACGGACGAAAAGAGUCGUGCUGCUUAUCCUGCCGCUCCGCCUAUGCCGCCUCCUGCUGCCCUCGCUAGUUUCCAGUACCCAGCGCCAGUUCAACAAGUUUCAAACGCGAUUACUCGUGCUGUCAACCGCCUUUCUGCUGCCUCGCUAUCGAUCUAUCCGGCUUCUCCACAAAUUCCUGCGCAUGAAGUGGGUGUCGCUAUCGAUUGCAGCUCUGGGAAUGGCUUUACAGGCGGAGACACCCGUCCUCUGCGGCGCGCCAAGUCGAAGGGUACUCUUUCGAAGAAUCGCCUGAGCGUAGCCACAACUCACCUUCCUCGUGAAUCUACCAUGUUGGCUUACGAAGGCAGCGAUAUCGGGUCACCGACUAUGACGGAGGUCCCUGCCAUGCCGCCGCUCCCCAGCAGUGGGUCGAGCAGCGGCGGACGUCAUAGGGUCAAGUCGUCCUACUUCUCCGGGCCUUACCCUCGCUCGUCCUCGGUGCCUCAUCUGGGAACAUCUGCAGAGCAAGAGCCGCCUCUGCCCACACACGUCAUGACGCCUCGCAAGGAACGGGACACACGCGCGCUUGCGAUGGAGCUCGGCCUCGCGUCGCCCAUGACGGAGUACCCUAUGCCAGCCUCGCCGCACGAUACGGUGUAUCCGGACGACUCGUUCAGCGUCGCGCCCCCGCGCCGGGCUCCGACCGCCAAGCGGGCGCGCCGCCAGUCCCGUGCGCGGGCCCCACAGAGCGAUGAGCCCUCGAGUCCAGCGCCUGACGCGAGUGCGUCACUGGGAAGCUUGAUGCUGAUGGAUGGGCGGGCGAGCACAUACACGGUCGAUGACGCAGGCAGGAAGGCGGGCAACGGUGGGAUGCGCGGAGGGAUAGGGGAACGGCCACCGCGGGUACCGUCGCCGCCGACGUUGCCAUCGCUGGCACAGAUGGGCUUGGAACACUCCAACCCGGACGCGUUCGCCGACUACCGCAGUCCGACGUACAGCAUCUACAACCUGUAUGGGGAGGGUGAUCGGAAGAGCAGGCUACUUUGA